CGGCGCGCAGGCGCGUGGGGCGGGAUUUAGCGGCAGGGUCUUAGGGCCCGUGGUAUCGCUGGCGCCGCAGCGGGAGCGGAGCGGGGCGGGGCGGGGGCUCGCUCGUGGCCGUCGCCACCGUCGUCAUGGAGACCGCGGAUGACGCCGGGAACCGGCUGCGCUUCCAGCUGGAGCUGGAGUUCGUGCAGUGCCUAGCCAACCCCAACUACCUGAACUUUCUUGCCCAAAGAGGAUACUUCAAGGACAAGGCCUUUGUCAAUUAUCUGAAAUACUUGCUUUACUGGAAAGAGCCAGACUAUGCCAGGUACCUGAAGUACCCCCAGUGUCUGCACAUGUUGGAGCUGCUUCAGUAUGAGCAUUUCCGGAAGGAGCUGGUGAAUGCCCAGUGUGCCAAGUUCAUUGAUGAGCAGCAGAUCCUACAUUGGCAGCACUACUCCAGAAAAAGGAUGCGGCUGCAGCAGGCCCUGGCAGAGCAGCAGCAGCAGCCACCGCAGCCCAACAGCAGCGGCAGCAGUAGCGCCUCCUCGGCAGGGAAGUGAGGGAGGGUGGGAGGGAAGGAGCCCCCGGGCUGAGGCUAGCUGACUCUCCAAACCACUGGGAGGGUUCUUAUUCUCAUUUCCAAACGGGAGCAAAGUAAAGUUCUUUGUCAGAAGGCUCCAACAGGUGAGCCCAAGUGUCUGAUGCCGUGGGCCUGUUGGUUGGCCUAGGCCCCGGGGGUCUCCUGGAUCCGGGACAGCCCUGGGGCUAAGGGGCCCAGGAAAGGUUGAGAGGGGAUCUUGGGGCUCUGUAAACCACCCACAGGAAUAAAGAAGGCAGCCCUGCUACCAUUUAUAAAGGGUGCUCUAUUUGCAAAACA
Molecule: messenger RNA, 856 nt
Organism: Dromiciops gliroides (monito del monte)
Lineage: Eukaryota; Metazoa; Chordata; Mammalia; Microbiotheria; Microbiotheriidae
Gene: MED31
Product: mediator complex subunit 31
Exons: 4
Coding region: 126-539 (137 amino acids)
Biological process (GO): regulation of transcription by RNA polymerase II
Cellular component (GO): core mediator complex; mediator complex
Molecular function (GO): transcription coregulator activity
Source: RefSeq, a predicted model, not a curated record